Molecule: messenger RNA, 5498 nt
Organism: Seminavis robusta
Lineage: Eukaryota; Bacillariophyta; Bacillariophyceae; Naviculales; Naviculaceae
Source: the annotation of a GenBank genome assembly
GUGUUGGGAAUGGAUCCAAAAGCCGACAAUGGCACAACGCAAAUGUCGGCCCGCUACUACCACCCGCUACCGGUACGAACCUCAAGACCAUACUGGGGCUGAUCAGCGUCGUCUCCGGUGUCUCUUACCACAAUUUUUCUGGCUAGUUAGUUUGUAGCCACCAGGCCAACAGUAAUCGACGACCAGCAUGACAACCCGCAAGAGUCGCAAUGAGAUUGGUCCAUUGAUUCUGCAGCUCAAGGAGGCAUGUCGUCGUCCUCUGUUCACGGAAAUAGUUCUGGAUGAAUCGAAACAGUCCAAGGAACUUCAGGCCAUCAAAGAACAACGGCAGGAUCCAGACUCGACCGCAAUCUUGCCACCAGAAACGCAGAGUCUUCCUCAACCACUGUCGUCAUCCUCUGCUUCCAGCAAGCAGCAACCCUCCAAAGAUGCAACCGAAAAGAAAACAUGGAGAGAACUGCUGAAAGAAGCUUCCACUUUGCUACCCUACAUGACAGAUGAGGAACACGGCGAAAUAUCUCAUCUGGCUUCCAUUCUUCUACUGGGAUUCUUGUUGCCAUCUUCUACCGGCAAUGAGUACUUUCUCUUGCAACACUGCCUAGACGACAACCUGUCCAAACAAGAUAUUGCCACUGCUACAAACAAAUACAUUUUGGACAUGAAAUUGGAAGAACGUCUCGAGAAUACCUGCCGCCAUUACGCGGCAUUUGAGUUUGGCGAAUUUGACACACUCACCGAUGCCACGUGGGAACUCGCCUUUGACUCCUUCCUCCACCAAGGGCUGGCACCCUUUCUAUCGGGACGAACCGCACAUUACCAACACGUGGACUUGUUCCAUUUACUUGCCAUGGCCAUUCAUCCACAACCAGUGGCAGCAGCAGAGUUGGACGACGACGACAAGUCCAUGGCGCGUAGGUUCAUGAACAAUCGACACGCCCAUUCCUUGCAUGUCAAUUACGGACACCGACUCAAGAUCAUCCACAUGCUGAUCCAGAACAUGGUCCUUCCGGCUCAUGAUCCCAAUCUACCCAUGAUACACUGUCCCUUGUUUGAUGAUGCUCUGCCACAUUUGCGGGCAUCCUUGCACACGUUUGCUCAGGGAGCCGUCUCCAUGGAAGAGGCACACUUGGCACGAGCCGCCAUGUUGACCAUUGCCAUUCAAAGCAACCUCGUAACGAUGCGAAAAGAAGAAUGGGAUUUCUUGAUCAAUCGAAUGGUCGAUGAUCGGACGCGCUAUCCCGGUUGCCGCAAAGGUUGUCCACGAAUGUUGAAGGAUAUUGGACUGACCGUUCCUUGUGAUGAUAUCGACUUUUGUCCCCAUGCAGGAAGAGGCCGUCACUUGGCAGAGUUUCUGAUACGAACCUGUCAAUCACGGCGUCGUGCGGACAAUGUGUUUCUCCACGAAGCCUUUUCGUCCUUGACCGAUGCUAUUGAAUGGCAAACGCACUGUUGGAUGCAACCUGAGGAUGAAGAACCAUCGGAUAGCGAGGAAACACCCUGUAUGUUGGCUUCCUUGUUGUUUGCUGCCCGCGCCUUUUAUAAUUUCCUCCUGCCCGUGGAGGAGCUCAAGAACAGCAUCGAGCAGCAAGACGAAGCUCUAUUGGAAGCGGUUGGGAGACGCGAUGAUAUCAAAGCCUGUGCCAUCCAACUCUUACACCACUUUGACCCAACCAUUGCAAGUCAAGCAGCCGAGCUGUUGUCCCUGGCGCUGGCAUACGGCAAAAAAGAAACUACCACGGAAUGUGCCCAACAAAUCUACUUGACCCUUCAGGUAUCUCUCGACAAUCUAUGCUCGAACAAAACGGAAUGGAACCAGCAGCUUCAGUCGAGCCUCCGGAACGUUGUUUCGGCCACAUCCAGAUUGUCGCCAUCCUUUGCUCUCUCGUUUCUCAACCUCCUGUACAAAAAGGUAAAGGGCAUGGGACCCGUGAGUAGUGAUGCUGAUGACAAAGAUGUGGAAAUGAAGGAUGCAUCAGAGGACAAGGCGGCUACAAAACACAAAGAUGACAAAUCCAACAAGGAGCUGAAACGCAAAGCAACACAGAGACUCUACUUACUUCAGUUGGUAUCCACUACUGCCAUUGCAAACUCCGUCAUCGCAGCGGGAAAAACAGACACGUUGCUGGAACUUCUCAAGGAAGAGUCUGAGGAAUCAUUACAAAGCGAGAUUGUUGCAGCUCUUUUGGCUUGUCGGCAAGCGCGGUUCUUCGUGCAAGAAAAGGAUCCUGCUCGCGAUGCAGCACUCGGCGCCGUCAAGAAGAUGAGUGAUCGCUGGAGGCUGUAUCAGGUUGCCCGUUUGGCCUUGAGGACUGGUAGUUUUGCGGUUGCUAGUCGCUGCUACGGGCAACUCCUCCAAUCACCGUUGAGUGAGCGAACAUUUCUGUGGAUGAGCUCUCUUGCCAAUAUCUCCAACUGCGAACUGUGUCUGUCGAAGCAUGCGGCCAAAGGGAUCCCUUCAGCGACGAUUUCCAUGCGUGCUGCCAUGUCCAUGCUUUUGUCGCUCAAGGCGUUGGAUGGAUCGAUUGACGCGGAUUACAGCAGAACAAUCAGCAUUGUCAGUCUGCGGUUGGAUUUUCUGGACCUGCUGACUGGACUUCGCCAACUGAUUCGCGAAAUGAGACUGACUGGGGUUGGACCAGUCAAGCGAACCAGGUCAAUGAUGCAUUUCCAGAACAUUCUUAGGUGUUUCGACGGCCUGGCCAACCGAUACAGGCAGGUCUAUCAGCGGUAUGGCUUAUUCUGUUCUCAGCAGUCGAGAACAUCGUUCAGAACCCUGCAUGCUCUCUGCCGGUUUGUGGCUCGGUCAAUUCGAUCGGUGUUUUCGGAUGUCCACCCUUCACAGAAGAAAGAAGACAAUCUGCGUUCAACCGGGCCGCAAGGUGAUUCAGCUCUUGCCGUUGUACGGUUCAUGCUUCGUGUCGACGAUCAGCUGUUACAAAAGAUGACUCCAUCGACGGAUCUAGUGAUAAGGGCAGCAGCAAUGCUCGAGGUUGUUGAUGGAAUCCUUCUCUGCCCACCGCCUUUCCCGCUUGAACUUCUUAGCGUCUCGCGUCUUCCUCUCGGCGAGAUUCAUUUGUCAGCCGACCCCGAGUAUACCGGAAUCGAUGGAAGUGAUGGGUUUCCUGACGGACAAAGGCCAGAGCUUGGUACCAUCGAGUGCUACCCUGGCAUCGCAUUUGAUUUCUAUGCCACUGGGACGAUUCCGGCAUCGUUCCUAGCCAGCGCGAAGCUCUCCUUCUCGAUAAUCUUGCUGUGGCAUAGGGCCAGCUACGUUGGGCCUCUGCAGGAAGACGAGCACAUUGGCGACGAAAAGCAGGAGGACGAGGCCAUGGCAGAUGAGAAGCAAGAGGAAGACGCGGCUGCUGCUCCUCCUAAGGCCGUUCCAAGACCGUGGGACUACACACUGGCUUCCACGAGUAUGCUAGUGAGUGGCAAAUUCAGCUUUAAAGUGGAGUGCCCUCCUAUUCGAGAAGAAGGAAACUAUGUGAUUGACGUGAAGUUGGGUUGUCGUGAUGUAAGAGGAGGGGAAUGGGAAGUUGCCAUGAAGGAUGAAUUUCGGAAGAUGAAGGUACAGGCAACUCGCUCGAGCUGGCAUGGAUAGAUCGCCAGGUCUAAGGCACAUAAAACCGGGUAGAUCAAGAUCGUAGAGCUCGCUUUUCUCUGUGAAUUGUUGUUGUGUUGUUGAUGGAGGACAUCACUUCCGCCAGAAUUGCUUCGGCUUGAUGGACCUGUUGGGAACAGAAUGUCUUGGUGGUUGACUCGGUUUACGCCACGGUUUGUCGGUCAUAUCAUGAACUCGCUCGUUUACUUGCAUUCGUCUUGUCAUGCGCCGAAACCGCUUUGCAACCUUUUCUGGGAUGGACUCUAUCUCCCUGGGAAAACGCACCACAGGCUUGUCCACUAGAAACCGUCCGCCUUCCGGCAGUUCGAGAAGGUAUAGGCGAGGGCCGAAGUAAUAGGCCGCCGCUCCACCACCAACGAGACCACCUGGAAAAAGUGCCAUGAUGUGAGGAACCAAAGUAGGGACGGACACCAGGUUAAGCACCACAGUCUGCGACACGAAGAUGAAGUGCAGGGAUCAGAAUUUGUGAGUAUGCGAAUAGAGAGAGGAAGCCUUGGGCUGAUGCCCCGUGCACAUUGCACUUCUUGCACAAGAAGCGACUGUCACUCUGCAUACCUGCAGAAUUGCACUCUGCAUACUCUCACCCUGGCGGCCCAGCAACCAAUCAUUUCUUGCCAAGAAAACAAGCUGAGCACCAAUGAUACCAAAGACAGCACCGCUGGCUCCCAACCCAGGAUUGGGGGACUGGUAGGCGGACACAACAUUUCCAGCUACACCUGCUGCAAGGUAGGUGGACAAGUAUCGACUAAAAGCCAAAGCAGUAUCCGUACAGUGAGAAUUCAAGUUAGGCACAAAGAAUAGAAUCAAACGCUGGACAAGAAAGUAGAAUGUGAUGGACUGGCUUACCCUGGUCCAAACAACUUUUCAACCGAAGGGCCAAUGUUGUUCAGAGAAAACAUAUUCAUGGCGAGAUGCGGGAUGUUACCAUGCAGGAAGACGGGAGUUACUAGCCUGUACAGCUCUUCUCCUCGCAAUAUCUUGUCGCUCAUCUUGACACCCAUCUGUGUUACUCUUGGGAUAAAAGUUUGCAGGGCAAAGCAGAUCAAAUUGACCUGUUGGAAUGGAGUUCAGGACAGUGAAUAUGAGUCGAGCCCAUAGAACCCACAAGCAAAACCUAAAUCACCAGUCUGCUGUUAUGCAUCCAGACUUACAAUGAUCAACUUUGAACUCAAAUUGUACUUUCCUGGUCUUCGUGUCUUGAAGUUUACAUUCCAAAGCCGAGCCUUGGCGUCCGUCUUGAACUCGUCCAGGUCCAUCCAUUUCCCGCCGUAGUCUCUCCGAGAUGGCGCUUGCCGGUACAUGGAUAUGGGAAUGGCUGUCCGAUGGUUACCGCCGCUAGACGUCCAUCCUGAUCGACGAGUCCUUCUGCGCUGCGACGCAGGCUGACCCCACGAUGGCCGUCCAUACAGAGGAUCGUGUGCCGAGGAGGGCGCCACACAGAAAGAUGCCAGGAUCAAUGCCAAAGGUGCGAGGUGCUUCAUGAUACCGAUGCAAUGACUACCGUACCAACUCGUCCUAACUAAUACUAGUAAGCUGCUUCUCUGGCUGCAACAAUAAAAUGGGCUCGGCUUGACUCUUCACUUAUCUAAAAGUGGUUGCCGUUUCACAAAAAUCUGUGAGACCUUCACACUUCACACAGACCUUCUACGGUAUGCUCUCUGCCUUGUGUCUUUCUCCGUCGAUGCUUGAUGGGACAUUGGUUUCAAGUUGAUUGAUGCCGACACGCCGACUGCCAACGACUGACGUCACGGAAGAGCAAAAGAAUGUGAAGCUGUCAGAAACCAAUAGCCCAAAGUUAUUCUCUGUUUAAUAAAAGAAGCGUUCUAAUAAGUCUUUAUCUAUCUCUUUUCCAUUACUAGUACAGCGUAGUCAGUAC